UCCUCCUCGAGCAGAAGUUUGAUCUCAGCGCGCACAAGGAGGAUUCUAAUUACACAAGUACGAUGCAUCAUCGGAAGUGUCUUGGAUAUGUAUAUAUCGCUGUUUACCUGUGGACGGCGUUCUGCUUUAAAGGUUGUUUUUGUGGUCAGUACCAGCGGAAGCUGUAUAAGGAUCUGUUGAUGAACUAUAACCGUCUGGAGAGACCAGUGUUCAACGACUCCUCUCCUAUACUGGUAGAACUGGGCCUCACACUGUUACAGAUCAUAGACGUGGAUGAGAAGAACCAGGUUCUGAUGACCAACGCCUGCACUGGACAGAUACCUACCUCUCCUGGAACCCAGAGAACUACCCAGGUGUUCAGAACCUUCGUUUCCCCCUCCAAUCAGAUCUGGGUUCCUGAUAUCCUCCUCUACAACAGCCAGGAGGCGGAUAAAACCGUCCGCCUGCUCUUGCAGAUGCCUGCCGCUGUCACGCACUUCUGGGCCCAGGCUCGCACUGGUGCUCCUCUGAAGUCUGGAACCAGCUACCCGC
Molecule: messenger RNA, 531 nt
Organism: Coregonus clupeaformis (lake whitefish)
Lineage: Eukaryota; Metazoa; Chordata; Actinopteri; Salmoniformes; Salmonidae
Product: neuronal acetylcholine receptor subunit alpha-7-like
Exons: 5
Biological process (GO): monoatomic ion transport
Cellular component (GO): postsynaptic membrane
Molecular function (GO): acetylcholine-gated monoatomic cation-selective channel activity
Source: RefSeq, a predicted model, not a curated record